Columba livia (rock pigeon) is the source of this 2530-nucleotide messenger RNA. Its product is annotated as myosin heavy chain, non-muscle-like. Bases 88 to 1560 code for a protein of 490 amino acids. Lineage: Eukaryota; Metazoa; Chordata; Aves; Columbiformes; Columbidae. The transcript has 11 exons. The record is from RefSeq and is a predicted model, not a curated record. Gene Ontology annotation, molecular function: protein binding.
CUGACGCAUCCACGUGUUCUGCUGUAAUUUUGCUCUGCCUGUAGGAGGGGAAAUGAUUUGUUUGAGGAGCGAAGAAGGACUCAAGUAAUGGCAAGGCAAUGUCUGCAGAAGCUGAUGUAUUUCCUGUCGUUUCUUGGAUGCUUUAGGACCACUCUUGUGAUUGCCGCUUAUGCUGGGAAUGUGAAUGUACUAUGGCUUCUUCUUCAGCAUGGUGUUGAUCUUUUUCAUCGAAACAAGCAUGGCUUUAACGAUUUGGGUAAUCGCCGUCAGUUUAAGCCUGAAGUUAUAAAGACACUGGAGGAAUAUGAAAACUGUAAAAGAACAGGAGAACGCUCUGUAGGAGGCACAGGAGGUCCAGCAGUACCUGAGAUCUCUUGCUCUGGGACGACUGCUGCCCCUCCCAUGGGAGCACCUGUGCAGACUGGAGCAGGUGUCUUGCCAGAAGCUGGAGCACAGCAAGAGGAGGAAUGUGACUCCGUGUCUGAUUUAGACCUAACUUCUCUGAAGACUGAUUCUGAAGGUCCAGAGGAAGUGUCAGCUGUCAUGCUGCCUCAUGGUGCAAACCAACAAGGAGCGUGUGCGCAGCAUGUUGCAGAGGAGCAUCACAUUGGUGUGUUGCCAGCAGCAGGUGCAGCACAAGAAGAAGAAGAUUUUGACCUCUCUUCUUUGGAUGAGGUUUUUGCACUGGAGAGAGAAGAGCUUCCGCUCAAGAAGGAGGCUUCAACACAAACCGAUGGUCAAGGCGACACUGAGGGAUUCAUCAGGUGGCUGCGGCAGGAGCUUGUCAGCGCUCUCAGAAACUGCUCCAGAGCAGAAGUUUCACUUGAAGUCGAGAAGCGCUGCAGCAGGGACCUGCAGCAACAGAAACUGCAGCUGCAGAAGGAACUGAACCAUUCUAAAGCUCAGCUGCAGGAACUGCAAGAACGGCUGAUCCGGAGCGAGUGUUAUGCCGAGGCUCUGGAGAGUGCCAUAAAGAAUAAGGAGAGGGAGCUAACAGCUGCCAGGAACCUGCAGAGCCUUCUGGUCACCUCUUCUGGAACUGCAGCUAUCCCAGAGCUGGAAGAACGCGUGCAACAGCUCCAAGUUGGAAUGGCCAAGCUGGAAGCCACAGGCCAGCAACAAGCCAACACCAUGGAAGCCCUUCUGAAAGAGCUGCGAGCCUCUGCCUCACGUGGGAGCGAAAGCAAGGAAUUGAAGAAGCCGGCUGAGAAGAAACGCCAAUUGGAAGUGAUUCUGGAGGAAACACAGACAAGUAAUGGCACCCUGGAGGAAGAACCUAGCGGCUUGGAGACGCUUCUGGAGGCAUCUCAGACAAAGCUGAUGGAAUAUACAGUGAGGAAGAGAGAGUCCCAGCCCAGUUUCCAGAGAGGCCUGAAGAACAGCUGUUCUGAGGUGGCCAAGCAAGUUGGUAAACGGAGAAGAAAGGUGAGCUCUGGUUUGUUUAGUGGACUGGAGGUGAUUCUUUUUUCUGCUGGAACCUGUACGAUUCUCGUCCUAUACUUUUUUCCAUGUUGCUGUUUAUCUGUUAGCUGUAUUUUGCAAUUGAUUGAAUUCUCUUGAUGCUCCUGCUGCUGUUGUAGCAGUGGAUGGUGAUGACGUUGAGGAACACAGAUGUAGUUACCCAGAUGGCUAAAAACCAUGAGCCAGGAGUCCCAGCAGGGCUGCGGAGCUCAAUGGCCUCUCCAAGCAGGACGCAGUCCCGGGGCCCCAAGUGAGAAGAGCAGAGAGGGUCAUCAUCAUCACCAUACCACAAGAUUUUAAUACUUUUGAAUGCUCUGUCAGCAGGUGACAAAAGGAGUCUCAAUGGCCUCCCGCCUUCCGGAUUUCCACAGAAGUGAGUGACAUUAGAGCUCUCUCUUUGACUUGCUUUUGGUUUGCCACCUACAAGUUGGUGACAUUUCCCAACAGCUGGAGGUGCAGUUGCAACAACACAUGCAGCAGGCAAGAUAAACCCAGGACCUGUGAGAAGUUUUUCCGCUUUGCGUGGGACUCAGGAACAACCAGUCUGGAACCUGGGCUUAGCCUCAAAAGUCAUUCGGAACUCCCGUGGUAGGUCACAGCCAAGUAAAGCAUUCUAAAAGAGAGAUGGGAGAAAGAGCUGGACAAGAAAUAAGGCAAAAACCACAAGAGGUUGAUCCCUAUCUCCACGGAACGCAAUUUUCCACUUGUGUCUGUAGCCCACAGGCUGUAGCUUUGUUGUUGACACAUCUGAGUGUCUGGUUUUCUGGAUCUGGAUCUGCACAUUAGUGCUGUACUUCCAGAAUCCAGUUUCCAGUGCCACCUUUGGCCCAGCCUGCUGUAUAAACUAACAGCCCACACUAACCCUUCCCCAGCCACUGCUGAGCCUCCAGCGCCAUCAGCCCUGACAAGAUGCCAGAGCAGAAGAAGUGCCGGUGCCCGAAACCAGAGUGGUCGCAAGAGAGAGGAAUGAAGCCUGCAAACCUUGACGUUCCAUCUUGUGCAGCCAUUGCCCUGCGUCUGGUGCCAGCUGUACUGUUGCAGCGUGCUAUUUAAUAAACUGUGUCGUCUA